Molecule: messenger RNA, 1746 nt
Organism: Penicillium longicatenatum
Lineage: Eukaryota; Fungi; Ascomycota; Eurotiomycetes; Eurotiales; Aspergillaceae
Product: fungal specific transcription factor domain-containing protein
Exons: 2
Coding region: 1-1746 (581 amino acids)
Biological process (GO): DNA-templated transcription
Molecular function (GO): zinc ion binding; DNA binding
Source: RefSeq, a predicted model, not a curated record
AUGGACCGAGCUCCACAUUACCGAGGAUAUGCUCCUGGAAACACAUUCACACACCUCAACCCCUCCAAAAUGGCCGAACGGGCGCAUAAGCGUAGGAAGCCUACGCCAGGAAUGACUCAAAACCCGGCCGUUCUAACCACCGUCCCACUUGAUAAUUUAUUGACCGAGAUCCACCGGCUCCUCGGUCCAACCUGGGCCUUACCCCCCUACGACAACCUAUUACCGCCAUUUCUCAAGCCACCAUCGUCGCGGUUGCAGAUUGAAGAUCUUAACUACCUGGUAAGGAAAGGCGCGUUCGAUGUUCCACAGGGUGCACUUGGCCAAGAGAUUUUUAAAUCUUAUAUUCGGCAUGUGCAUCCCCAUAUGCCGUUUUUGGAUCUCGAUCUCUUUUCAGAUGCCAUCUUCAAUACGAGGCAUACCAGAGAUGAUGAGCAGGGCAUUAGUCUUCUUCUGUUCCAGGCGGUCAUGUUUGCCGGUGCAUUCUUUGUUGACUUGAAACAUCUUUACGCUGCCGGGUUUCUCUCUAGGCGAAGUGCACUGGAAGCACUAUUUCAAAGGGCCAGGGCUCUCCAUGAUUUUGACUGCGAAGAAGACGAGCUCAUCGUUCUCCAAAGUCUCCUUCUCAUGACAUACUGGUCCGAAAAUCCGGAUGGAGUCAAAAAUGGUCGAUACUGGAUCAAUGUCUGUGUCUCACUCGCAAGCAAAGUCGAUCUCUACCCCGAUCCGUCAGACAUCAAAACCACCUCGGGGCGAUUCAAAAAUCUUCUAUGGUGGAGCAUGUUCACUCGCGACAGACUGGUCGCACUCCCAUUGCAAGAGGCCCCUCUCAUCAAAAACGAAGUAUACCUAUCACUGCCGAUACCCACAGCGGAAGAACUGGGAAUAUUCCCUCCCCGAUCUCCAUUCAGCAACGACUACGCCAAUACCUGUUACCAAGAUAACGGGAACAAUCUGGCGCUGAUCUUCAUCGAGAAGAUCAAGCUAUGUCGCUGUAUCAGAGAUGACAUGUUUUCAUGGGGUUUGCAAAGACCAGAUCUCGGGUCCAGGGGUAUCAAAGCACGGCGAGAAAGCUUAAUGCUAUCAAAACUGGAUUUGGAUGACUGGCUCGAAGGAUUACCAGAUGAGAUUGCCUUCCGACCGAAACCGUUUUUAACACCCAACGACGCGGAUCUGAUAUUCCAUGUCCAUUGUGCAUGGCUACAGAUGAUAUACUGUGAGAUCCACAGCACUCUUCAUCGGCAACUGGAGUUCUUCGCUGAGCAAGGAAAUACAUCUCGUCGAGUACUCUUGUCGGAUUCUCUGGGGUGUCCGGUUCUACGUGGCGCUGUGGAGAUGACGACUGUUAUCGAGGAUCUAUGUCAGAAGCACAUAAUACGCUACCUACCCACCAGCAGUGUCCCCAUGGUUCUCCGGGCGUGUAUCAUUCAUAUCCAGCAGAUGUGUUCUGGUGAUGCCCAGGUUGAGCGUACAGGUCUGAAGGGUCUGUUGCAGUGCAUUCGCGCACUGCAGCAACUUAGUAAGGUCUAUGGCUGUGCGCUGUUUCUGACAUCUAUACUUGGAGGCCACGGAAGUGAGCCGCUGGGCUCGUCUCCACAAGACCUAUUGAAAAGUUUGGAUAUGGACACGCUAGAUCGGCUAACUUCGGGGUAUCAUGAAUCUGCGACGUCGAUGGUCAGGAUCAGGGAGCCGUAUGACGUGGACGUUAUUGCUCAAUUAAGGACUAGGCGAGAAAGCAUUUGUUAUUGA